Molecule: messenger RNA, 3064 nt
Organism: Homarus americanus (American lobster)
Lineage: Eukaryota; Metazoa; Arthropoda; Malacostraca; Decapoda; Nephropidae
Product: pancreatic lipase-related protein 2-like
Exons: 11
Coding region: 651-1976 (441 amino acids)
Biological process (GO): lipid metabolic process
Molecular function (GO): lipase activity
Source: RefSeq, a predicted model, not a curated record
GAUAAAAAAUAAAUAAAAAAGUUUCCUAACUGCUUUAGGCUCAUUGUCUCUACCAUGUUUGUUGACCAUCACCAGCUGACUGGCGAGUGACGUAUAGAAGGUCUUGCACACAAACCUCUUAUACAGGAAUCCGACAUACAUACAGCUGGUUCGUAAUAUUAACAUACAAGAACUAGUUUGUGAGGCGGAGCGGUGGGCAGGGAGUAAUGCGUACCAAGCCAUGUGCCUUAAAGGAGCGCAGGGCUCCCAAAUGAAUACCUGAUGCAAGUGAUAGCAGUGCAUCCAAGAAAAGGAAAACAAUUACAAUGGAAGUGAAAGUUUAUGUAAUUAAACUUUCUGAAAAAGGCAAAACGCCCUCAGUCAUAUGUAAAGCAUUGAGCUUCAGUUGGUCAAUGAUCAGAAUAAUUUUGAAUGAUAAACAGAAAAUUCUUCAACAUGUAAAAGGAUCUACAGUCUACACCAAUACACUCAAUUGUGACAACAAAACAAAGAAGUGGAUUGUUAAUUGAAGUAGAAAGAUCAUUAGUGAUAUGGGUGGAAGGUCAGCCAGCCCAAGGUUUUAAAUGUGAAGGCUGAGCUUGAACAAGUGAUUAGACAAUAAGAUGAAAUCAUCAUAACUAAGCCUCUUAUGUCUGCCUCAUCUGCUUAUCAUGACACAUUUUGCUGUAGUUGUGGUUUUAUCCCUGGUGAUGUGGGGCUUAUCCAUGGCAGAGAACAACCACCACUUACUUCUCUUUUCUGAGAUAACAACUGCAUCUUCAGAAGCACCAGGAGCCACAACUGAAGAGGAUUGGAGCAACAUUGAUCAUAGAAGCCACAAAGAUGUUGACAAUAGUGAGGUUUCUCUGGAAAGUAUUUCUGUGAAAGGAAGUUUGCGUAUGGUGAAACACUUCUUCUUGUGGACACGAAAAAAUGCAGGCAACAGUUCUUACGAAAUUCUGGACCCCACUAAGCUCAUCACCAUUAUAAACAGCAACUUCAGUGCACGCCAGACAUUUAUUAUUAUCCAUGGGUUUCUUGGCUGGGGAAAUGAGGCAUGGAUUCUCCAAUUGAAAGACAAGUUGUUGAACAUGUCAGAUUGUAAUGUAAUAUCAGUGGACUGGCCAGCUGGAAGUGAAUGGAUUUUACUGACUUACUACACUGCUGUGAAGGAUGUUCCAUAUGUGGCACAAGACACAACCCUUCUUCUUGAGAAUUUAGUAACUCAGAAGGCAUUAAACCUGAAAUAUGUACAUUUCAUAGGGCAUUCUUUGGGUGCCCAUGUAUCUGGAUUAGCAGGAAAACCCUUUAAAGGAGAAAUUGGCCGUAUCACAGGUUUGGACCCAGCUGGACUAGAGUAUCAUCAGGUGCCAGCAAAAGAACGUAUAGAUUCCUCAGAUGCCAAGUACGUGGAUAUUAUGCAUACCAAUGGCUGCUACAACUUCUGGAACCCAUGGGGGGAUUGUUAUGGCAUCAAUGAGAAUAUUGGCCACAGUGAUUUCUGGCCUAAUGGAGGAGAGCAUCAACCAGCUUGUCAGAAAGUUAAUGGCGAAAUUGGUUGUGACCAUGAAUUGGCAUACAAAUAUUAUAUUGAAAGCCUUGACUAUGGGAUCGACAGCACAUUAUUCUUAGCCCGGAAUUGCUCACACUGGAAAGAGUACGAGGCAGGUAACUGUUCGUGUGGAGAUGAUGCUCAAUACAUGGGCUACUUCGUCAAUACCAGAUUGGAUGGCAUAUUUUAUCUGACCACAAAGUCCAGUGAGCCCUUUGCUAAGAAAGAUGCUGUGUGUUUACCAGGCAGUGCUUACAGUGACCGCAUUAAACGCCUUUUCAAAAUUGUGGCUGCAUCUUUCUCAGGUGUGGCGGCAAUUAUAGGUGUUGCUGCAGUGGGAAUCACCAUGCAGAGACGAAGAUCUAGGUUAUUGAAGAGUGGCUUACUGACAGAUGAGGACGAACAAGUCGAGAAGGAUAAUGACGAUGAACUGGUAGAAGCCUGAACAAUCUUCAUGUAAUUCUCAAUCUAUAAAGUAUAUCUUCAUUUCUUAUACUAUUGUACAGUACAGUAAACCCUUGCUAUUCGUGGAUUUGCAAUUUAGACUUUGUGGUAAGCAGUUGGUGGCCAGCUUAUGAGCCUCUCCUGUAGUGCAAUGAGUCACUCCCAUAUACUCAGCUCCUUCCUCUCCCUUUGUUUGCACUCGACCAUUGCCUGAGACACAGCAUAUCUUGUGUUGUACGUACUCAAAAUUUUAGUGUUUGUAUGAAAUGUCCCCUAAAAGACUGCCUAGUGUCAGUGGAGUAAAGCGCUUAGAGACCUCAAAGCCAAGAGGAAACAACUGCCGCUCACAAUGUUUUUAAAAAAAGAACCAGCAGCUCGCCCAACUGAUUCAUCUCCGUCGCCUACUCGGUCAGCUGCUGCCGCCGCCGCCGCUCCACCCGCCAUCACUCUCCUCCAACAAUGAUCCUGAUGAACCGCCUAUACUUCAGUAAUCAGAUUUCAUCCAACUGUACAGUACACUUCAUCAAACUCCAAACUUCCACAUACGAGGAGAGUAGUAUUGGUGACUAAGUUUCUCUUUCACAGUAAAGGUAUAGUACAGUACAGUAGUGCAAUAAGGUAGUAUAAGUUGCUAUUCGCGAUUUUGCCAAUUUGCGUCAUUCCUUGGAAACUAACCCCUGCAAAUAGCAAGGGUUUACUGUAGUAUAGUUUUUCAUAUGAGUAGAGUAACUGAAAAUAAUUUUUUAUCAUAUUGAUUGUACAAUACAGGAUGAAUUUAAAAAAUCCAGACUCACAGGUAUGCUGAACUAUUUGUUUAUUUCAUGAAAUGUGUAGUUGCUAAACAUAUUUUAUACAAGAUUGAUUCCACAUUGGUCAACUUAUCCUUUCUAGUGAUACACAAUCUUCAUGCUCUCUUCAGCUGAUUAAAAUAUCAUAGUAGUGAGUUGUAAGCCCCUAAAUUUUAAACAAGUGGCCCAGAUGUAACCAGUAAGUGUUUGCCAGAUAUGUGAUUAGUUAUGUUUAACAAAACUUUUAUGAAUAUAAAAUGUCACAAAGUUCAUACAUUAAAUAAAAAAUAAAAUAUUAGUA